AUUCAACGUAGAUCGGAUGUCAAAACAUUCAAGAAGAUCAAAUUCAAUGUUUACUCUUUAGAAUUUGAAAGGAAUAAACAAACCAAGAAUUGGUAUAGAUAGUUAAUUAAGUGAUGUGUUGGAAAAGCAAUGUUGAUUUUGUUUUUCAUUAUUUGAGAAAAUCCCAUAAAUAAGAAUAUAUGCAAUGUAUGCUCACAUUGUUCUAAUAUUGGCUAGUGAAAUCAAUUAAGGAUCAUAUAGGAUUGAAAAAAUUGAAAUUCAAUUGUAAACUUACACUUAUUUUGUAGAAUAAGGAAGAAACAUAGUUCCAAUAUCAUUAAACAAUACAGAAUUAUGAGUACAUUCAAUUAUAAUGUCAUAAAUUUAACGCAAUGUUAAAUUCAAAUCAAUCUCCAAGAUAACAAGGUUUCAUUUUAGAAAUUUUUGAUUAUCAAAUAAAUUCAAACAUCAAUGCUUAUAGCUUUCAGUUACAAAAAUCCUUAAUCUAUAAAUCUAAAAGAAGGGAGUUAAUCCAUUAAUGAAUUAUAUU
Messenger RNA from Paramecium octaurelia, 529 nucleotides. NCBI's taxonomy places the organism in Eukaryota, Ciliophora, Oligohymenophorea, Peniculida, Parameciidae. The record is from the annotation of a GenBank genome assembly.